CCUGCAGAGGGUGCUUCUUCCGCAGCUGCUGCACACAAAUCGAACACUAAGUUGGCCACUGUGAUUGAGGCUGACAGUGCUUCGAGCUCUGCCGGUGAAGAGCAAGCGGUAGUAGUGGCUUCCAAGAAGAGUGGGCAAAUGCCGCCCAUUGCCGAGAGCGCGACAGGAAGUCAUGCGCCUUCUUCGCGUGCAAACACCAAAGUUACGGCUUCCCCUAAUGAUCCAUCACCAUCUCCAGAGGCAUCCUGGGGACAUUUUCAAAGGGAAAAAGAUCUCAGGAUGGUCUUCAAGAUGGACGAUAAGGGUGAGCAGCUUUAACAAAGACCGAGAUCCGUUCCUCACUGACGGCCAUUGCCGCUCCUUCGUGCGCAUGUUCCAGGAAGCGGAAACGAGACAAUUUUUCGUCCCCAAGUUGGUCUUGCAGAACAUUCCUCAGAACUUGUCUCGCAGUGACAUGAUUUCCAUCAUGAAAUUCUUCAACCUGUGCCGCAUUGAGCGUCUAGAGCGUUCGGGAGCGGGUUCGGUGCCAGGCAUUGGUGGAGGUGCUCCGAACAACGCGAUGUCCGGACCUGGAGGACCUGGCAGAGGCCAACACAAUUGUGCUUCUUCUAUGGACGAUAUUGGUCAGGGCGGCUACAACUCACCUGGUCCAGUCCGAGUGCUGCUCACGUGGGAAGACGUCUAUUGCGAAGAAGCGCAGGAAGAGGAAGAAGAACCGGGAAAUGGAAAUUAUGUUGUCACAAGUUUCUAAGUCUAACUCUACAGAUACAGAUAGGAGAUUAGUGUGCUGAGUCGUGACAAUGAGUUCAUCAUCGAGCAACUAUUCCCAAGUUGUACUUGUUGAAAAAUAAUUAUUCUCUAUUAAAGCAAAAGUCUGUACCGUCACAACUAACUGCGCUGUUUACUAAAAAGCUUUAGCUGGUUUAUCGAAGGCAGUUCGGGUUGUCUAAGUCUCUCUCUCAGUGCUGUUUCUUGUUAAGUUGUUACUUUCCAAAACAUACGCAACUGCACCGCUUCGCUAUUGCAAACUUUGCGUGAGAUCCAUCGUGUAGGCCAUCUAUGACGCCCUUAAGGCAGUCUGCGCUGAACUUCGUGCGAGAUUAAUUGCAUUGUUGGCGGAGACUGUCAGCCAUUAAGUGCGACCAUGUUGUGAAAAUUGAGAUCCGCGGGCCGAUCAUUUCUUUCUUGUUCAACUCCACCUUCUGUAUCUUCACACCUCGCUCUAAUCCCCAGAACCGUGGAAAUUCGCUUUGCGGCCUGAGCAGAUGGGGCAAGGCCGCAUCCUUUCUCUGGUUACCUCUUGGCAACGUGGAAGUUAGGGGUUUCCAAAUUACAUCACCCACUACCAUCCUUGACCUGCUAUGCUCUGGUAGAAAAAAGGGCAAGGAUGUUGUUCUGAGGAAUGUAAUUGCGCAACCUGCUCUAAGGCAGCACGAACGGUCUGAUCCAAAGGUGCAGCUGUCCUAAGCACAAAGAGUUGGAUGACUUCUUCAAGGUAGAGCCUAUGCCGGGAGACUUGCGCGAAAGUCUGGAAGAGAUCACACGUUUCGACAACACCAAGUGCAGUGAAGAGGAAAGCACUAGAACUGGUGUAGUUGAAGAGCACCAGGUAGUCGUGGAGGAAAAGAACGUGAAAGAAGCUAGUGGCGAGAACAAGACUGGUGGCGGUAAUGCAGGCGAAAACAUAAACAAGUCGACAGAUCCCGAGGUAGUAGAGGAGAAAGAGAAUUUAGAAAAAGAUCCUGCUACAACUUCAUCCCAGACCAACGCCUACAAACGACCGUUGACCGCAUCCGAAAAGGCGGCACAGCGUGCUAAGAAGCAAGAGCGCUUAAGAGCAAAUGCGCGACGUCUUGCUGACUACACAAAACGCCAAAUCAGUAAGAUCGUAGCACGUGAGUCGCUGGAACUGCGAUUACUGGCAGAUCUGCUGUGGAAGUUCACAGUGGCAUCUCAAGCGAAUGGAGGAAGGAAUCAGC
Molecule: messenger RNA, 1979 nt
Organism: Amoebophrya sp. A25
Lineage: Eukaryota; Dinophyceae; Syndiniales; Amoebophryaceae
Source: the annotation of a GenBank genome assembly